Molecule: messenger RNA, 956 nt
Organism: Canariomyces notabilis
Lineage: Eukaryota; Fungi; Ascomycota; Sordariomycetes; Sordariales; Chaetomiaceae
Exons: 1
Coding region: 153-824 (223 amino acids)
Source: RefSeq, a predicted model, not a curated record
UAGCCCUCUUUUCCCCUGAGCAUGCAUUCUCGGUGACCGCUGCUUGUGGCUUGCCAACAUAUCGAGCACAAGGCUGUCUCUCUAGCCUGCACGACAUCCAUUUUUGGCUUUCUUGGCAUCAAUACACACUAUCCCUCAAGCUACGGUACACUAUGUCGGGCGCUGAAGUAAUAGGGGCUAUAUCGGGCAUCGUUGCUCUGCUCGAUGUAGCUGUGAAGUUGUGUGGGGCGGUCAAAGAUGCGUCAAGGCUUCCUAGCCUUCGCGCCGCCAAACAGAGACUGCCCCUGAUUGCCGAUAUGCUUCAGGCGGUCCGAUACGGCUUGGAAACAGCACCGAGCCGGGAAUCGUAUGCGUCCAUGAUGCUUGUACUCGAGGGGUGUGAGAAAAAAGUACAGUCACUCCACAAAGCCCUAGAAGUAGUUGUAUCUGCUUCAGGGGCAUCGGCAUCGAGGCGGGUUGCCACGGCAAUGCGGACAAUGGGCAAGGGAAAAAAGGUAGAAGGGCUGAUGAAGGGCAUCUUGGAGGACAUUCAACUUCUUGCUAGUCAACAUGCCAUCAACGAUCCAACCCGAGACCAGAUUAAGGAUUUGGCAAGCGCUGUCGAACACAUGCAAAUCUCGUCCGCAACUGAACCUGGCAUUGAACGACAUCACCAGAGGCAUUUGACUCAACUAUUUAUCGCAAACUAUGGCCAAGGUCCACAAAACACCCAUCAUGGCAACGGCAAUCAGAAUAUCAAUACAGGAGAGGCACCUCAAUUCUCUGGAACAUUUACGGGGUCCUUUCACUUCACCCCGCCUGUCACCCCCCGGUCGAGUCCAUAAGCUGUGUCCUCAAGCACUAGUACUAUAUACCGCCUUGGUGUUGGAACUAUAAAAGAAGCAGGAACUCGUAUGCGAGCUGUUAUAUAAUCUAGAAUUAAUUGGCAGAUUCUCCUUGCUGUUCCUAGCUUAUUG